This is a messenger RNA of Strongyloides ratti, 2637 nucleotides long. Its product is annotated as D-3-phosphoglycerate dehydrogenase. Bases 1 to 2637 code for a protein of 878 amino acids. Gene Ontology annotation, molecular function: NAD binding. The transcript has 2 exons. NCBI's taxonomy places the organism in Eukaryota, Metazoa, Nematoda, Chromadorea, Rhabditida, Strongyloididae. The record is from RefSeq and is a predicted model, not a curated record.
AUGACUGAUGAAACAGGUACAACUACCUUAAAUUUAUUUUCACAACAAUUUGAUUUAUAUUCAUUACUUCAAAAAGCUGCAUCAGUUAAUAAUACUUCAUUAUCACCUAAAAAUCAAGAUUUAACUAACAAUGAUAAUAAUAAUUUAUUUCCAUCAUCACCUAUCUCACAAAUUAAAGGAACAUUAUCUCCAGUUUCUUCACCGGUCAAUUCAAAUGCUAAUACAUCAGCUUCAUCUAAUAGUAAUGACUCAGCACCAAGUCUUCUUUCAAUGGUUAAAAUGGAGACACGUAAACCACUUACAGAGGAGGAGAUUCGUAAAGAAAGAGCUAAAUUUACCCCUAUAACACCUAUCUAUGUUCCUACUGGUCAUGGAAGGCAAGUUUUAAUAUAUGAUUCAAAAUCACAUCCUGGUCAUCGAAGAGAAUUUUCUUAUAAAACACAAUUUACUAAUCAAGCUGGAUGUACUACAGUAUAUUAUCGAUGUUUAGGUUGUAGAACAUUAAGAAGACAUCUUCAAAAUAUGUUACCAGCAGAAUCAUUACCAGCUGUACCAUGUAUUGCUGUAAAAAAUGGUGUUUUAAUUAAUAAUCCUGAUUAUCCUGAAGCAGCAGAUCAUUUUUGUCAACCACCCACAAUAAGUCAAAGUGAUGAAAGAUUUAGGACAGGAAAAAGAAGAAAUACUAUGAGAAAUAGAUUAAAAAAAAGUACAUUAGAACAACAUAUUAAUUUGGCUCAAUUUAAUACAAAUUUACCAGAAGGAGUUGAUGAAAAAACAAAAAUAAGAGAGAUAUUAAAAAAUCUUUCAACUAAUUUAUAUCAAUCACCUAUCUUACCUAAUCCUACAUCAUUAUCUGAAAAUAAUGGUACAGGAGAAAAUAAUCAUAAUAAUAAGGAUGACAUUAUUAAUCAUAAUGAAAGUACAUCUAAUAUAUUAAAUAAUUCAUCUUCUGUAAUAUCAAAUUCUUCUAUUCUUGAUGAUUCUGGAACUGGUACCUUUAAUUUUAAUCUUUUUGAAUCUCUAACAAAGCAAGCUAAUCAACAGGUAGUUGCUAAUUUAAAUCAAUCAUUUUUAGCAACAAUGUUUGGAAAUACUUCAACAAUUACUCCACAAAUACAAAAUAAUAAAAAAGAAUCUUCAAAAAAUUCUAAAACAUCUAAAUUAGAUUCAUUAUUAGAGAUGGUUGAAAUGAAACAUAACAAUGAAUCUAAUACUUCAUUAAAAGAUGAAAGUACUGAUGAGGAAUUGUCUACUGAAAAGAAAGAUACACCAACACCUAAUGAAUCAUUAUGGGAUUCUAUAAUAUCAAAAACAUCCAUAAAAACUGAGAAUGAUUCAAAUAAAGCAUCAAUAAAUUUUAAUAUAAAAAGUUUUGUUGUUGAAAUUCUUUUAAGAUAUGUUAAAAAUAAUUAUGAGGUUCCAGAAGAUGAACAAACAACAAGAAAAAUGGCAGAUUUUAUUUGUAGUCUUCUUUUGUCAUUGUCUAAUAAUUUAUAUUUUACUAUUAAUAAUAUAAAAAAUAGAUCAUGGAAUAAUAUUGAAACAGCACAAGAAGGACUUCAUGGAAAAGUACUGGCAUUAGUUGGUUUAGGAAGAUGUACCAGUGAAUUAGUAACUAGAAUGAAGGCUUUUGGUAUGAGAAUUAUUGGUUAUGAUCCAAAUGGUAUUACUGUUGAUGAACAUAUUAAAAAAUUAAUAACAAUUAUGUCAUUUUAUGAUAUUUUAUCAAUGGCUGAUUAUAUUGUAAUAAAUGUUCCAUUAACAGCAUCAACAUUAAAUAUGUUUACAAAAGAUAUUUUUUUCAAAUGUAAAAAAUAUUGUAAAAUAGUAAAUGCUUCUCCAAGAGGAAUUGUUAAUGAAGGAGCUCUUCAACAUGUUCUUGAGAAAACAUCUAUCAUUGAAAGGAUUGCUCUUCAAAUAGAACCUGCCGAUUGUACAAUACCUGAAAAAAUAAUGAGAAAUGAAAAAGUUAUUUGUGUUUCUAAUCCAUUCAUUAGAAGUGAUCGUUUAAAUGCCAUUUCUAGUCUAGUAGAAUCUGUUAGUAGUCUUAACAAUGGAACUGGAUUUUUUGACAAAAUGACAAAUGUUAAUGGUUUGAUAUUAGAUGAAAUAAAAGAAUGUUACAUUAAAAGUACAAUUCAAUUAUCACAAAUAGUUCAAGCUUUAAAACCAAGUAGUAAAGAAAUAUUAAUAAAGUAUCCUCAAAUGUUACUUCCUCUUCAGAAUGCUUUUAGAGCAGGUGGAGUAGUAGGAAUUAUGAGAUCAAUGGAUAUGGUUGGACAAAAUCUUGCAAUUACAGAAGCCUUAGCUAAUAAUAUGGGAAUUAAAGUUAAAGUACUUGCACAUUCUUCUCUUGAAUUUGCCGUCAUUUCUGGAACAACUUCGGUUACCGGUUAUACAUCUCCUGGAGGAACAGUUAUUACAACGAUAAAUAGUCAUAAACUUCCAGUAACCCUAUUUGCAUCAGGAAAUUUAGCUAUAACCCUUGAAAAUACAGAACCUUUUGGUGAAAAUAACGGGUUAGUUUAUGGAGAAUAUUCACUAAUAGGUGGUAAGGGAAAAGUUCUCGUUCUUGGUGAUAUCACUCCAGAGCAAAAGAAGUUGAUUGAAGAAAAACUUAUUGUUGUACAAUUUUAA